Molecule: messenger RNA, 3437 nt
Organism: Bombus huntii
Lineage: Eukaryota; Metazoa; Arthropoda; Insecta; Hymenoptera; Apidae
Product: ankyrin repeat and death domain-containing protein 1A-like
Exons: 14
Coding region: 236-1891 (551 amino acids)
Biological process (GO): signal transduction
Molecular function (GO): protein binding
Source: RefSeq, a predicted model, not a curated record
UCGGCCAGUAGCAUGCCGCCCUUCGUGCUAUAAACAUCGUGCAGCUUACUUGAAACGAAACGUCGAUGGUAUCUAUCCACUGCAUUUGACUUCUUCAACCGCUGUUUCAACAUCUGCAAUCAUAAUACAACGACGUCAUCAGCAACACACUUCACAGAGUGAAACCGCAUUCAAUAAGUACACGGGAUGAGAGCCAACAUGUAGACCGAAGAGGGACGCGAGAAAAUAACAAAACAUGGUGGACAAAGAAGAAAUGACGAAGACACCCUCGCCCCUGAAUAUCAACGAGGCGAUCGAAGGGGAAGUGUUGAACCAAAAGACUGCUAGGAUACUUAAAAACGAUCUCCUAUUAUACGAGGCUGUGAUAAAAAAUGAAGCGGACACCGUUCGCAAAGUGCUCAAAGAGCCCGUGGACGUCGAUUCCAGGAACAAUUAUGGUCGGGCGCCAAUUCAUUGGGCAGCAUCCAGGGGGAACACGGAGAUCAUAGAGAUGUUGAUACAAGCGAAAUGCGACAUCGAGGCCAGAGACAAGUUCGGCAUGCGUCCGUUACACAUGGCUGCGCGAUAUGGACACAGGGACGCUGUUAAAAUGUUAAUCAACGCCGGAGCGAAUGUGUCAGCGGUAAACAAGAAGCAAUAUACUCUCUUAAUGUGUGCUGCUCGGGGCAACAACGUUCGCGUCGUCGACUACCUUGCUGAGGCAGUGGAAUCGUUGAACGGAGAUGCAACCGACUGUACCGGUGCGACAGCUCUUCACCAUGCAGCCUGUGCCGGUCACCCAAGUAUGAUAACCGCGCUUACCAAUGUGCCAAGAAUCGAGCUGAAUGCUGUGGAUAAAAAAGGCCAGACGCCUAUACAUUGUGCCUGCGCGGAAGAACAUCUAGAAGCCGUGGAAGUUUUAAUAGGACUGGGAGCUAAGGUGGAUGCUCAGGACAAUGAAGGCAACACGUGCCUUCAUGUGGCCACGAGAACGAGGCACACGGCUAUAGCUCAAUUGCUAUUGAGAGCCGGGGCGAACACUGAAUUAACCGACGAAAUGGGCUUUACUCCGCUUCACGUGGCUGCCAGUCAGGGUUGCAAAGGGAUAUUAGAUUCGAUGAUUCACCAUGGGGCAGCACUCAACAAACAAUCCAAGCAUGGAAACACGCCUUUGCAUUUGGCCUGUCAAAACAACGAAGUAGAAACGGUCGAGAUACUGAUCAAUAAAGGCGUCGAUCUAAAUUGCUUAAAUUCGAGAUUACAAUCGCCGAUUCACAUCGCCGCAGAAAUGGGACACACGGAUAUUUGCGAACUGCUGCUAGCAGCAGGUGCGAAUAUCGAACAAAGGGAACAGAGCGGCAGGACACCGCUUUACAUCGCAGCAAGAGGCAGUUUCACGGCAAUCGUCGACAUGAUAAUUAAAACCGCGAGAUUGGACUAUCCCACACCGGAGGAUUCAACAUCCGACAAAGAAAUUCGUGAUCUAACGCCAGCUAGAAGAAGAUGGCGAGAAGGAUCGAGGGGUGGAAGCAUUUCCAGUAACAAUGGCGCCUUUUCGGAGCAUAUUCGAUCGAUUUUAUGGAAGUUGGCAUACAAACAAUUAGGUCCCGAGGAUUGGAAAAAAUUGGCGUUGCAUUGGGCGUUCACAAACGAUCAGAUUCGAGCAAUCGAGCAUCAAUACACUGCUCCUCUUAUAGGUCCUUCGAGUUACAAGGAACACGGUUUCCGAAUGUUGAUGAUCUGGGCGUCGGGAUUGAAUCCUGAAAUCUCCAUAGGGAAAGAGCUUUGCGACGCUUUGUUUGCAGUAGACAAAAAGUCUGUCGCUGAAUCCGUUCGUAAGCACAUGGAUCAAGAGAAAGACGGGAAAGAGAAAAUGAACAAACAGCGAUGUCAUAAAUGCUCGAUCACUUAAAGAUAAUUGAUGAUCCUGCUUGAAUGAGAAGAAAGUUACGAAGGACAGAAAUUAGGAAAAUUUGAAGGAUCUUCGGUAGAAAAUUUUAGCGAUACUCACUAUGUGGCAUAUCUGUAGAGACGCUGAUCUUACCUUUUUUACAGUAUGUUUCAAUAUAGAGGCGUGUAUCAUAGUGAAAUUGUCGUUUAGCAUUCGAAGAUCAACGAAACGAAAAUAAGUUCUGCGAAUCAACGAAAGCUUUCGAUAUAUCGCGAAAUCUGAUUUGAAUCUUUCAAAUGAAAUGGAACAAAUUCAUAUCAUCGCGCAAAUGUACAAAUUUUCGAGUCUAGAUAUUUUAAUGUUGAUACUUUAUAUAUAUUUUUAGAAAAUUCGAACAAUUCAGCAGUGUUGUAACUUUCAUUUUCAUUUGUUAGUUAAAGAAAUGAUCGACGUCCGAAGCCGUCCUAUUUCAUUUUAUCUUUUAUUCGAUAUAUUCAUCCAGUUGUUCGAAAAUCCUAUUCCAAAUUUCUACUGUAAAUACGUCAGCGUAAUACGUAAAUACUUCUAGAAUAAGUGCGAAAAAACAGAGAAAUUAUACAGGGCUUUCGAUGUGAUAAAAGAAAUGCAUAGAGAGUAGACGAAGGAAACUAUCACGAAACUUUCAAUCAUUGUAUAAUUCGAGGAAGACAAUCUACAUAUCUGAGUAUUACGUACAAUUAAAUAAAUGCCUGAUUAAUAGUCUAUAGUAAACUAUUUUUAAACCACUAUACCCCGUCCAAUUAUGAAACAAUAUUUAGCAGAAUUAUCCAUUAGAAAGAAAGAAAAUCUGAUUUAUAUUUCUCAACAUUUCAAAUAUUGAAAACUAGAAUUUCAAUAAUAACUUUAGAAUUAUAAUUGAAAUUCUAAUUUUAGAAAUAAUAACUUUAAACAUACAAUUUCUUAAUAAUUUACGAAAGAAACUAAAAUCCGUAAUUUUAUGCGAUAGUUUCAGGCAUCAAUAUCUCGGUAUAAUAAAAUUCCGUGAAAAUAUACUGACAAAAUUUCGAUAUUCCAUAAAUCUCCAAAUAAAAUAUGUAUAAAAAUUAAAAUAUCUUACCUUAAAUCGAUCCUAAUCCUUGAAUUGUUGAUCUUGGAAAUGAUAACUUGCAGCGGGGGAUGAUAAGGAUGUUAGGCAGUGUAAGGUGGUUAUCAGGAAAAUUGGCAGGAUACUUAUCAGGACAAUGGUGUAUCUGGAGUAGCCUAAACAGAGUAUUCUAUUAAAAUGUGAAUGUUUAUUAAUCCAUACGGAAUAUUCAUUUGUUUCUAUACUAUAAAAGAAUGCAUUUCUUGCUGUUUCCAUCCUCGCAAUAUAUAACAAAAUAUUAUGAACGAUAUAUCUAUCAUCAUCAUCAUCAUCAUCAUCAUCAUCAUCAUCAUCAUCAUCAUCAUCAUCACCAUCAUCAUCAUCAUCACCAUCAUCACCAUCACCAUCACCAUCACCAUCACCAUCAUCAUCAUCAUCAUCAUCAUCAUCAUUAUCAUCAUCAUCAUCAUCAUCAUCAUCAUCAUCAUCAUCAUCAUAUUAUUA